CCGCCCCCGCCUAUAUCUGGGGCUGAGCGGCAGCGCGGCUGCAGUGGUGCUCGUCCGGUAUCUGCGUCCGCGGCCGCGAUGGUCGAGGCUUUCUGUGCGACGUGGAAGCUGGUGGACAGCCAAAAUUUCGAUGAGUACAUGAAGGCGCUGGGAGUGGGGUUCGCUACUCGGCAGGUGGGGAAUGUGACCAAACCCACUGUGAUUAUCAGCAGCGAGGGGGACAAAGUAGUGAUCAGGACUCAGAGUACUUUCAAAAAUACAGAAAUCAGCUUUAAACUUGGAGAGGAAUUUGAUGAAACUACCCCAGAUGACAGAAACUGCAAAUCAGUUGUGACCCUGGAUGGAGACAAGCUAGUGCAUGUACAGAAAUGGGAUGGCAAAGAGACAAACUUUGUUAGAGAAAUAAAGGAUGGCAAAAUGGUUAUGACUCUCACCUUUGGUGAUGUGGUUGCUGUUCGCCACUAUGAGAAAGCGUAGAGUUUACCUCACCUCUGUCUGUAUGUUACUAAUGCUGGAUGGAUUAAUGUACUGUCCAUAACUGAACAUAGCUAAAAUGCACAUUUCUGGCAUGAAAGGUUAAUAAAAGGGUUGGGGAGUGGGGUUUUUUUUAGAAAAGAACUUUUAUGCCAUCAAAUUGGCAAGCAUGUUUUGUAAAGUGCAACCAGUUAAACUUUGCAUUAAAUCUCUGAAACAAU
This is a messenger RNA of Dromaius novaehollandiae (emu), 695 nucleotides long. It is a transcript of the gene FABP7, whose product is annotated as fatty acid binding protein 7. The record is from RefSeq and is a predicted model, not a curated record. The transcript is spliced from 4 exons. Gene Ontology annotation, molecular function: fatty acid binding. Gene Ontology annotation, cellular component: cytosol; nucleus. NCBI's taxonomy places the organism in Eukaryota, Metazoa, Chordata, Aves, Casuariiformes, Dromaiidae. The coding region runs from base 79 to 477 and encodes 132 amino acids. Gene Ontology annotation, biological process: fatty acid transport.